Messenger RNA from Erythranthe guttata (spotted monkey flower), 2402 nucleotides. The record is from RefSeq and is a predicted model, not a curated record. Lineage: Eukaryota; Viridiplantae; Streptophyta; Magnoliopsida; Lamiales; Phrymaceae.
CAUGGGGCCGUUAUUGUACGUUACCCCGCAUUGCCGACAUCCGUAGCACCACGCGCCUAAACACUUGGGAAAAAAAUCCGUUAUGUGUGGAUCCAUAUUGGGGGGUCUGAAUGCUGCUAAAUCGGCCAAGCAUUUAUGUUUUCUUUAAUUACUCUCUCCUCACACAAUGGCUGUGAUAUUAUUAUAUUUAUCUUGUGAAUUUCGCCCAUUUCUUUACUGUUUUUCUCGGUUUUAAUUUUAAUUUUUUUUUUUUUAAUUUUGGGUUUUUGGAUCGUGGGAGUAAUGUUUGUGGAUCGUUGUUGUGUUGUAGUGGUUUAUGGGUUGGGUGGAUCUUGAAUUUUUCAGUCCCCUUUUGUAACCCUAGUUUUUGUAUUUUCUCUGUUACAUUUCUUGAAGAAGGAGGAAGAGAGGAUUAGUGAUUUGGGGGUGAUUAGUGAGAGGAUUAGUGAUGGGUAUUAUAAGCACAAUCAUGGGGGUUUUUGGAUUUGGGAUUGGGACAACAAUUGGGAUUGUGAUUGGGUAUUUCAUGUUUAUAUACUCUCAGCCAACUGAUGUGAAGGAUCCAGAUAUUCGUCCCUUGGUCGAGAAAGAUUCCAAAAGUCUCGAACAACUGCUCCCGGAAAUACCCGUUUGGGUUAAAAAUCCAGAUUAUGAUCGGAUUGAUUGGCUGAACAAAUUCAUUGAAUAUAUGUGGCCGUAUCUGGAUAAGGCAAUUUGCAAGAUGGCGAAGAAAAUAGCCGAACCAAUCAUAGCUGAGCAAAUUCCCAAGUACAAAAUCGAUUCAGUCGAUUUUGAAGCUCUUACUUUGGGUUGCCUACCUCCUACUUUCGAAGGAAUUAAAGUAUACAACACCGAGGAAAAGGAAUUGAUAAUGGAACUAGGCCUUAAAUGGGCAGCUAAUCCUAACAUCCUUGUUGCUGCUAAGGCAUUUGGAUUGAAAGCUACCGUCCAGGUGGUGGACUUGCAAGUAUUUGCUUGCCCUCGUAUCACAUUAAAGCCACUGGUUCCUAGCUUCCCUUGUUUUGCUAAUAUACACGUUUCCUUAAUGGAGAAGCCACAUGUCGACUUUGGAGUGAAGCUUCUCGGUGCUGAUGCUAUGUCAAUACCUGGUGUAUACAGAAUUGUGCAGGAACUUAUCAAAGAUCAGGUUGCGAAUAUGUAUCUAUGGCCGAAGAGACUCGAAGUUCAGAUAAUGGACCCCGCUAAAGCAAUGAAGAAACCGGUGGGAAUUCUGAACGUCAAUAUUCAAAGAGCAAUGAAACUCAAGAAAAAGGAUCUUUUAGGAGCAUCUGAUCCUUAUGUAAAGUUGAAACUCACAGACGACAAACUCCCGUCCAAGAAAACGACGGUCAAACAUAAAAACUUAAAUCCCGAAUGGAACGAAGAAUUCACUUUCGUUGUUAAGGAUCCCGAAGCUCAAGUUCUAGAGCUCAAUGUCUUCGAUUGGGAACAGGUAUAUAUAUAUCUGUUUUUUCGUAUUUUUUUUUAUUUUUUAUUUUAUAAUUUAAAUAAAAUUGUAUUUGUUUUACAGGUCGGGACACAUGACAAAAUGGGGUUGAAUGUAAUCCCGUUAAAAGAGCUGACACCAGAGGAGCCAAAAACGUUCACUCUCGAUCUUCUCAAGAAUCUGAAUCCGGACGAUGUUCAGAAUGAGAAAUCGAGAGGACAGCUCGUAGUUUUGGUCAACUACAAACCCUUUAAGGAGAACGAGGUUCCGACCAAUGUGGAAGAUUCCGAUGGGGUCCAGAAGGCUCCGGAAGGAACGCCAGCUGGCGGUGGCUUGCUCGUCAUUUUAGUCCACGAAGCUCAGGAUUUGGAGGGCAAGAACCAUACCAAUCCUUCUGCUCGUAUACUCUUUCGUGGCGAGGAACGCAAAACUAAGGUUGUAAAGAAAAAUAGAGAUCCGAGAUGGGAUGAGGAGUUUCAGUUCAUGUUGGACGAGCCUCCGACCAAUGAAAGGGUUCAUAUCGAAGUUACGAGUACUUCGAAAAGAAUGGGUUUAUUGCACCCCAAGGAAUCUUUGGGGUAUGUGGAUAUAUACCUGUCGGAUGUUGUGAGCAACAAGAGGAUAAACGAGAGGUACCAUCUCAUCGACUCCAAGAAUGGACGGAUUCAGAUCGAGAUGCAGUGGAGGACUUCGUCUUGAGGGGCAUUUCGGACAUUUGUGAAUAAUAAACAACAUAUGCAGCAAUGAAUUGUUUGAGUUUAGGAAUGAUUAUUUGUCUUUGUUUUUGUUUUGUUUUGGUAGUUUUUCGUUAAUUAUUUGUGCAUGUGUUUGGAUACGGUCGUAAUUAGUUUGAACUUUUACUUUUUUACGAGGAAUCAUUCGUCUGAUUUGUUCCUGGUGUGGAUUUUUAAAUUUUAAUUUUAAUUUGUCGUUGUGAAUUUGAAAUUUAACGUAU